Molecule: messenger RNA, 2853 nt
Organism: Fukomys damarensis (Damara mole-rat)
Lineage: Eukaryota; Metazoa; Chordata; Mammalia; Rodentia; Bathyergidae
Gene: Scml2
Product: Scm polycomb group protein like 2
Exons: 16
Coding region: 249-2351 (700 amino acids)
Biological process (GO): regulation of DNA-templated transcription
Cellular component (GO): nucleus
Molecular function (GO): protein binding
Source: RefSeq, a predicted model, not a curated record
CGCGUCGCGCCGCCCCUCAUUCCCCGGGAUUCCCUUCGCCGGCCGCGGGCCCAUCUUGCCUCGGGGCGUUCCAACGCCGGGCCGCCUUUCCUUAGCUGCCGCUUUACAGGCUGCGCGGACAGUGCCCUGCCGAGCAGCCUCCCUUGGAAUCAAUUCAGGAACCAUUUCUUGGGUGUCAUCACUGUAAUACCAACUACUUGGGAAGCUGAGACAAGAGGAUCACAAGUUUAAGGCCAGCCUGGGAAAGAAUGCCAGAACGGGAUACCAUGAGACAAACAGAAAACAACGAUCCAAUGGAUGUCGAGGAGACUCAAGAAAAAACUCAUUCACCCACAUCCCAAACUGAUUAUUUUGACUGGAGCAUAUAUUUGCAAGAGACUGGAUCUCUAAGUGCCCCUUCAAAGUGCUUCAGACAGUCUGAGAUUCCUCCUGCUAAUGACUUCAAAGUUGGCAUGAAAUUAGAAGCCUAUGACCCUCGCAAUGCUACUUCAGUAUGUAUUGCCACAGUUAUUGGAACUUCUGGGGCCAGAUUACAUUUACGGCUGGAUGGUAGUGACAGUAGUAAUGAUUUUUGGAGACUUGUUGACUCAUCAGAGAUACAGCCUGUUGGAACAUGUGAAAAGCGAGGAAACUUACUUCAGCCUCCACUGGGGUACCAGAUGAGUGUAUCAUCUUGGCCAGUGUUCCUUUUCCGAACACUAAAUAGAUCUGAGCUGGCACCUGCAGCAUUCUUCAAGAAGGAACCACCAAAGCCACCCCUAAAUAAUUUUAAAGUGGGGAUGAAACUGGAAGCUACUGACAGAAAGAACCCAUAUUUCAUCUGCCCAGCAACAAUUGCAGAUGUUAAAGGAGAUGAAGUUUACAUCACGUUUGAUGGCUGGAGUGGAGCAUUUGAUUAUUGGUGCAAGUAUGAUUCUAGAGAAAUUUUCCCAGUUGGAUGGUGUUGCCUGACAGGAGAUGUAUUACAACCACCAGGGAAUAAGGUUCCUAUUGCAAAGAAUAAAGAAAAAAUAGAAUCUUCCACUUCUGACGCAAACCAGCCUUCAAUGCAGUCUUCACAGGAAACUGCUGUAAUACUGCCAACUCAACCGAUCAGGAAAUCGGCUCGAAUUAAACCAUCUGGAUCUUCUUCAGCCCCUAAGAAGGGCAGUACUUUUAAAAAUAUCACAGCAAAGAAAAAAGGUCAAAGCUCAGGAAGAAAGGAAAAAGCUAUUCCUGUUUUGUGUUCUACAUCUACAACUUCUCUAAGAACACUGGCAAGAAUUUCACAUGAUAAGAAUGUCAAUCCUGCUCCAUCUAAAAUAGUGAUGUCCACAGUCUGUGUUUAUAUAAACAAACAUGGAAACACUGGCCCUCACCUAGACCCAAGGAGAAUUCAACAGCUACCUGAUCACUUUGGCCCAGGCCCUGUAAAUGUGGUACUCCGGCGGACUGUGCAAGCCUGUGUGGAUUGUGCCUUUGACGCAAAAACUGUUUUUGGAUUUCUUAAGCCAGAUAAUCGUGGAGGAGAAAUGAUAACUGCCUCUUUUGAUGGGGAAGUUCAUUCCAUCCAGCUGCCUCCAGUGAAUAGUGCAUCCUUUGCUCUUCGCUUUCUUGAGACUUUGUGCCAUAGCCUGCAGUGUGAUAAUCUUUUGAGUAGCCAACCUUUCAGUGGUUACAGGGGUAAUACUCAAAGCCCUGUAGAACAUGAUAAACCUGUCUCAGUGAAAGAAGAAGAAAUACCAGAAAAUGAAAGCAUCAAACGAUCUCCUGAAGAACCUAUACCUUGUGCCAUCCCUGUCUCUCCUAAACAGCCCAAAACAAUGAUGCAUGUUUGGAAAGAAGAAGAACCAUUGUCUCCUGAAGAAAAAGACAAGUUCAAAGAAGAGGAGCUUGAAAAAUUGAAGAAUACAACAUUAAGUUUAGGAGAUCCUUUGGUUCCUGUCUAUAGUAAUUUUACACUUACUUCAGUCCAUACAGAUUUUUCUGAAAAUGAGCCAGGCACCUCAAAUUCAACAUUAGUGGAGACCAAAUCAUCUACCAUGAGCAGUUACUGUGAAGCUAAAUUCCAAAUGCAGAGGAAAGCUGAAGCUCCAGGUUACAUAGCUGUACGUGACUCCAUUGUCCUGAAACAAGGCUUCUCUAAGGACCCUUCAACCUGGUCUGUGGAUGAAGUGAUACAGUUUGUGAAAUAUACAGAUCCUCAGAUAGCAGGCCCCCUCGCUGACCUCUUCAGACAACAUGAGAUUGAUGGGAAAGCUCUGCUUCUACUUAAGAGUGAUGUGAUGAUGAAGUAUAUGGGGCUGAAGCUGGGACCAGCAAUAAAGCUAUGUUACUACAUUGAAAAGCUUAAAGAAGGAAAAUAUAAUUGAAAAAAUACCAGUUCAGAUUGGACAUAAUUCUCAGGUAGACUGUUAACAUUUUAAUUUAAAAGAAGUUUUCUUAGCAGUUUUUGUUUCAUAGAAGAUUCCUAUAAAACUGGUUUGUCAGAAUUGCUGAAUUACAUUAACAGUCCAGUCUUACUUUUUUUUUUUUUGGUACCGGGGAUUGAAUUCGGGUCCUUGCACUUGCAAGGCAGGCCGCCGAACCGCUGAGCUAAAUCCCUGGGCCAUCAGUCUUACUUCUUGAAAGGCCAUUUAACAUGUUAGUAUUAGCAUACUCAAAUUAGCAGUUCAUUUGUAUCUUAUUAUUUUCAUUGUAUAUUUGACAAAUAUACUUCAUGCAGUAAGCGGAAAAACUUUUGAUUUGGAUUAAUCUUUAUAUUUAGAACCAAAACAGCUAAAUCCCAAAGAGGAAAACAUUGGAGAUUUAACAACUUCUGUAAUUCAAUCCUUGAGAAUUUUUCCUCAGAAGAAAAUGUAAAGAUGUACCUGU